Messenger RNA from Chiloscyllium plagiosum (whitespotted bambooshark), 1108 nucleotides. The record is from RefSeq and is a predicted model, not a curated record. NCBI's taxonomy places the organism in Eukaryota, Metazoa, Chordata, Chondrichthyes, Orectolobiformes, Hemiscylliidae.
AAAACAGUGAAGGGGUGGGUAGGGACUAAAUCAAAAUCGAGUUGGAGGGAAAUCAGCGGUUUUUACACAACGUCCUCUUUCUCCAACAGGACAACAAGAUUAUGAUGCACUCCGCCCCCUCUGCUACAAAGGAGCCAAUGUGGUGCUGAUUUGUUAUGAUGUCAGCAAUCCAAUCAGCUUUCAGAAUGUGAUGAGACGGUGGCUGCCUGAGGUCAGUCACAUGUGUCCCCAGACCCCGGUGAUCCUUGUGGCCUGUAAGACUGACCUGAGGAUGAACAAGGUCUGUCAACGCAACCUGGCAAGAAGUGGAGAAGAGGCCAUCACUUUCACCCAGGGACAGACUAUGGCUCAUCGGAUACGGGCGUCCGGCUUUCUAGAAUGUUCCGCGAAGCUGGAGGAGAAGGUGUUGGAGACGUUCCAUGAGGCCACUCUGGCUGCUCUAGGAGGAUGUAGGAAGACAAGGAAGACUACCAUGGGCUGCCUGGUGUCCUAGUGAGGAGAGCAGCUGGGUCCUGGUUAGACUCACUGAGGAACCACCUUCCUCCUCCAUUGGAACCUACACUGAGAGGGACCUGGAUUGAUGGGGCUCACCCUUCAGCAGCGAGGCCCUGUGUAACCGCUAGGCCAGAGCGAGACCGUGGGGACCUGACUGGAUUCCCACCCCACCCUCCUGUCAGCGUGGACGGAUCACACAAAAAUCUCAGGCUCCAAUUUGGCCGACGGCUGACUCAGCCUGAAACACGUGGAGCUGCUGCACGGGCACUCAGAGCAGGAAAGGCCCAGGCUCCAUUCUUGGCCUAGUGCUGGAUUUGCCUGAUUUUCCUCGCCGUGACCACCUCCCCCCAAGAGCGGGAAAUCUAGAGGCCUGUGAAGAAAUGGGAGUCAUUCUGAAAGCCGAGGACGAUGCGAUCCUUCGUGAACCUUCCUUUCUGUAUUCAUAACUUUGAGUGACGCACCUCGUUUCUCUGGGAAAGACUAAAGUCAGUCUGAACUUGAGCUGAUCCAUUGAACCGAUAAGAAUGUAUUGAGUUGUAAUGCAAUGAGUUCGAUGUAAGGUUUUGUAAUCCAUUCGGUCACUGACUGGAUCUAAUAAAGACGAUUAUCCAGA